Messenger RNA from Pelagomonas calceolata, 1220 nucleotides. The record is from the annotation of a GenBank genome assembly. NCBI's taxonomy places the organism in Eukaryota, Pelagophyceae, Pelagomonadales, Pelagomonadaceae.
GCCCGCUCGGCUGAUAAAAACGCGCUUCUGGGUGGCAUAGUCUUCAGCCCUCGAGUCUGAGAGCUGCAGAGCUACCGCCAUGCAGGCGUGCGCGUGAGCCAUGCAGCGGUUCGACGCCGUCGUCAUAGGAGCCGGCUGCAUCGGCCUCGCACUCACCAGAGAACUAGCCAAGCGCGGCGCGCAAGUCGCAUGCCUGGAACAAGCGAGCCGGUGGGGCGAGGGCAUCACGAGCCGGAACUCGGAGGUGAUUCACGCGGGCCUAUACUACGGAGACGGCCUGCCGCGGAAGCGGCGCGCGUGCGUGCGGGGCCGCGAGCUGCUCUACGCGUACUGUGCCGAGAGGCAGGUCCCGCACGCGAGGUUGGGGAAGCUCGUCGUCGCUCAAGCGGGUAACGAAGCCGGCUUGGAUCUCAUAGCGCGGCAGGCGACGGCCGCCUUCGUGCUGGACCUGCGGCGGCUGGACGCGCCUGAGGUCGCGGCACUCGAGCCGAACGUGCGCGCGUCGGCGGCGCUGCUCUCGCCGUCGACGGGCGUCGUGGACUCGGCGGCGUUCUGCGACGCUCUGCGCGACGACUGCGUCGAACUCGGCGCCGUGGUGGCGACGGGCCACCGCGUCGAGGGCGUCGACGCGGCGGCGGGCGUGCUGCGCGUAAAAGUCGACGACGAAAGGAUAGACGUCGAGGCGAGGGCCGUGGCCAAUUGUGCGGGGCUUUUUGCGCCACGUAUUGCUCAGGAGACGGGCCUCGACGCGCCCUCGCUGCUCGCCCGCGGCUCCUACUUCUCGCUGAAAGGCGACGCGCCGUUCUCGCGGCUGGUGUACCCGCUACCGGAACCGGGCGGCCUCGGUGUUCAUGCGACGCUCGAUUUGAGCGGGCGGUGCCGCUUCGGUCCCGACGUCGAGUGGCUGCCGGAAGGGACGUCCCCCGACGCGCCGGGCCUCUACGAGGUGGACCCCGCGCGCGCGGAGCCGUUCUACGCGGCCGUGCGGACCUACUAUCCGGCGCUCGCCGACGGCGCGCUGGCCCCGGACUACGCCGGCGUGCGGCCGAAGCUGUCCCGCGAGACGGCGGACUUCCAGGUCGUGCGCCGGGGAAGGGUGCUACACCUCCUCGGCGUCGAGUCGCCCGGCCUGACGGCCUGCCUCGCGCUCGCCGAGGAGGCCGCCGCCGAGAUGCUUGUUGUUUAAUUGCCAGUGGUAUUACAUUCGUUACAGAAGGGAA